AUGACCCACAUUGAUGGAGAUCAACUGAUUUCAUCUACUGCACACAUCCAUAUGAAGCAAGCCAACCUUUCUAAGGGAUUACUUGCUGGUUUAACGAGCAAUUGUGCUUUUCCACCAUUCAUACCCUUCGUCUCUGGAUCCUUCACACCUCCUCCUCAUACGAUGCCUCAGACAAGCCAGUCAAAACAGGCAGCUGAGUCUUCACGCGCUCGUAGUCCCGAUUUUCAUCAGCUUUCGCCUCCUGAUAGCCAAGAAUAUCUGCAACAACCGCCAAUACAACAGCAUUUGGCAGCAGAUGCUUCACACUCGGUUUAUAAAUUGCCCUCUGCCUAUGCAAACUCAGAAGCUCCAUUUAAACAGACCACCAGGACGUUUCCUCAUCAGUUUCAUUUAUCCAGCAGCGUCGAAAAGGGAAGCCAGCUCAAAAUUGGUACAGAGAACGCUAGUAUGGUCACAAAAAUGAAGAAGGAAUGCAAGAAUAAAGAUAUUCACUGCUAUGCUAAGCAUCUUUCUGUUGGCCGUGGUAGGACGAAGUAUGAGGGCCAGAAUAGAUCGCGAAUGGGCGUCUUACUGAUGGAGAAGGAGAGUUGUCUACAUCGGAAAGACGCGAUGCAGCAACCACUACUGCCUUUGCAGCAAUUGGGCGAGCUGAAUUUGAGCCCUGAGACGUCGUGUUCACUAGCAUGUUCUCGACAAAGGCAUCCGAGGUUGGUCUUUGAAGAAGAAACCAGACAGAAUGAGCAUAUCAGGAGGAUCGAGAAAAGAGACACAGAACUGGGUAACAUGUAUUUCGAAGAGCCUGAGAUAUCGGUCAGCGUAGAAAAGGAGCAAAGUGCUUCAAGUUUAUUGGUUCAAGAGGGCUAUGAGGCACCAGUGGACUGCAGUUUCGACCCUCAGCGGGAGUCGAGUGGUUAG
Molecule: messenger RNA, 915 nt
Organism: Protopolystoma xenopodis
Lineage: Eukaryota; Metazoa; Platyhelminthes; Monogenea; Polystomatidea; Polystomatidae
Source: the annotation of a GenBank genome assembly